Messenger RNA from Hemiscyllium ocellatum (epaulette shark), 1332 nucleotides. RefSeq names its product muscarinic acetylcholine receptor M2-like. NCBI's taxonomy places the organism in Eukaryota, Metazoa, Chordata, Chondrichthyes, Orectolobiformes, Hemiscylliidae. Gene Ontology annotation, cellular component: dendrite; synapse; plasma membrane. The coding region runs from base 1 to 1332 and encodes 443 amino acids. The record is from RefSeq and is a predicted model, not a curated record. Gene Ontology annotation, biological process: G protein-coupled receptor signaling pathway, coupled to cyclic nucleotide second messenger; chemical synaptic transmission; regulation of smooth muscle contraction. The transcript has 2 exons. Gene Ontology annotation, molecular function: G protein-coupled serotonin receptor activity; G protein-coupled acetylcholine receptor activity.
AUGAGAAAACCGACAGAAACAAAUGAAUCUCUCAGUAACCAGACAACGCCAUUUGAUCCUGAAAGACGGAGUUCUUACACAACGGGCGAAGUAAUUUGCAUUGCCAUUGUGACAGGAUCUCUAAGUGUGGUAACCAUCGUUGGAAACGUUCUCGUCAUUAUUUCCAUCAAAAUAAACAGGCAUUUGCAAACUAUUAACAACUACUUCAUUUUCAGCUUAGCUUGCGCUGAUAUUACUGUUGGUGUAACCAUGAAUCUAUUCACCCUUUACAGUCUCCUUGGCUACUGGCCUCUGGGUCCAGUGGUGUGUGAUUUAUGGCUUGCUAUCGAUUACGUUGUCACCAAUGCCUCUUCCAUGAAUCUCCUUAUCAUUAGCUUUGACCGCUACUUCUGUGUGACCAAACCCCUUAGCUACCCCGUAAGGAGGACACCAAAGGUUGCAGGAAUGAUGAUCGCAGCUGCUUGGGUGCUGUCAUUUCUCUUGUGGGCUCCUGCCAUUCUCUUCUGGCAGUUUAUCGUAGGGCAGAGAACAGUAAGUGAAGAAGCAUGUUAUAUACAGUUCUUCUCCAAUCCUGCUGUCACUUUUGGCACUUCAAUAGCUGCCUUCUAUCUCCCAGUCACUAUCAUGGUGAUUUUGUACAUUUCAAUAUCACGUGCUAGCAAAAGUCGAAUGAAGAUGGAUAAAAAGAAAGGGUCCCAAUCGAAUAAGGAACCAGUUUCUUCCAGUCUGGAGGUGGGUAAGAGACAGAUGUCGAGUCAGAAGAACAUAUCAAAUGCUUCUGAUGGGCUGCCACAAGUGAAAACGCGAAAUGGUACAAUAAAUCAUGAAAUCAUAAUUGAUCAUUCUGGUGAAAGAGUGGAAGCGGUCUGGAGUGAGUCAACUUCUUCCAGCACGAUUUCAUUAAACAGAAAUAUGGCUAAUACAUCACAAAAGAGUAACGACAAUGGAACCACACCAGGAAUCAUUGCAGAUAUUAGCAGCAAUAACGAGAAGGAUAGAGAGAUUACAGAGAGACAAAAAAUUGAUAAAACAAUUUAUAAGACUGUUCAGAAGAGUAAUGUAACUGUAACCAGAGGAAAGAAAGUGACAAGGACCAUUCUAGCUAUUCUCCUCGCAUUUAUUGUCACUUGGAGUCCAUUCUAUGUUAUGGUACUCAUUCGCACGUUCUGUUCCUUUUGUAUUCCAGCGAAACUUUGGGAUAUCGGAUAUUGGAUAUUUUACAUCAACAGCACUGUCAAUCCAGCCUGCUAUGCACUCUGUAAUGCUACUUUCAAGAAAACUUACAAACACCUUCUCUUGUGCCAGUACAAGGAUGUUGGUGCAAAAAGCUAA